Messenger RNA from Xyrichtys novacula (pearly razorfish), 7847 nucleotides. NCBI's taxonomy places the organism in Eukaryota, Metazoa, Chordata, Actinopteri, Labriformes, Labridae. The record is from the annotation of a GenBank genome assembly.
UGAAAAGAAAGUGAAAGUUAAAAGGAAGGAUGACAAAGCUGGAAUGAACGAGGUAAAGCUCUUUGACUUCAGUGACUACUUUACUCUGAUAAAACUUGACCUUCAAAUCACAUUCAAGAGAGUAAUUGCUUUAACAACAGAAUCAGUAAAUCUACAUAUCAGUUAAACUUUGUUUUAGCUAAUGCAAUCCUCAUCUUAUGGCAGCAUGGCAGCUCAGAACCAGAGCUGCAUGUGAAGUCGGAUUUGAACAGCAGCUCUGCUCCUGACCUACAGCUGUUGUCACCUCUCAGUUAUAGUCGUGUCCUCAUCUUGUUUUGUCCGCAUGGAAAAUCAUGUGGCACGUUUGUCACAUGUUUCAGUCUCCCUCAGGCUGAGAUGUGGUGUUGUUUAGGCUAAAACUUGAACACAGCUCAUUCAACACUGUAUUUGUGUAAUAUGGAGGUCAAAAGGGGUCACACUUUUUAUUGAAAGACCUUUACUCUAUCAUUGAAGAAGAUAGAGUUUGUUUGAUGUAAGAGUAAUUUAGUCCAGCAAGUAAUCUGCAAAAUUACAACCCUAAACCUGACUGGGUUAGGAGGGAAGACAUGUCAUAGCGAACACCGCUGAUCUCUUAAAUUUUUGUCUUUCAGAUAAAAAGUUCCUGAGACACUUUUCUCAAGCCAUUUUUAGAUGGUUUGAGAUUUAGGGCAGAAUUCAACACAUAUCAGGGGGUCCCUCAUCACCCAAGUUUGAGAUGUGACUGAGUUCAACUCCAGCUUUUUUCUUUUUAAGUACUUGAAGAACUUUUCCUCAAAAAUGGUCUUGUUAAGGAUUCUAGUGCUGUCUUUACUCUACCUGACUCAUGUGGGGUCUCAGUCUGCUUUCAAACAAACAACCCCUCCUCACUCAGAGGGAGAACAGCCUCCCGUGGAUGCUAAUAAUCUGUCUUUUCCAUGGAGUCGACUCCGCCUGCCAAGGUAUUUAUAACCUCAGUGGAGUUAACCUGAAAAUUUCUGGAUUUCAUUUUGGACAACAGUUUGUGAUAGUCUCUUUAUAUUUUUCUUUACCAAAGGUACAUCGUUCCUCUCCAUUACCACAUCCUCCUGCACCCAGACCUCACCAGUCUUCAUUUCACUGGCUCAGUGCAGAUCCAGAUUGAUGUCCAGAACAACACAAACUGGGUUGUACUUCACAGCAAAGGUCUGAACAUCACCAGGGCCACAGUGUUAGACCAGAACUUGAAUCAUCUGUCUGAACAGGUAGCUCUAGAUCUUUAUUAUCUAUUCCUGUACCUCAGAUCUCACCCAACCUUUGCCCAUGUUUUCAUUUAGUUUUCAUGACUAGAAAAGAAAACUAAAGGUGUUUGAAUAUAUAUCUGCUUUUUUCUCUUCAUAGGUUCUUCCAGUUCUUCAUAACCCCUCUCAUGAGCAGAUCGGUAUUUUCUCACCGAGGGUGCUCACUACUGGGCAAAAGUACUUCCUCCAUAUUGAAUUUGAGGCAGAACUAUCUGAGAGCUUCCAUGGUUUUUAUAAGAGCACCUACAGAACCAGCACCGGAGAGACCAGGUAAGAGCAGAUACACUGAUAGAUGCCAGUCAGAGUAAAUGGCUCCUCACAUCCCGAGUAUGUAAAUUUAAACUUAUCUUCUCGCUUUUCAAGAGCUUUGGCAUCAACUCACUUUGAACCCACGAGCACUCGGAUGGCUUUCCCAUGUUUCGAUGAGCCGAACUUUAAAGCGAUCUUCUCCGUCCGGAUUAGGAGGAGUCCAGAGUUUAUAGCUCUGUCCAACAUGCCUGUGGUGAGUGAUGCAUUGUGUUCCCUGUAACACUAUUGUAUGUGACCCUUUCUUAUGUAAGUCAGAACCAAAUAUAGUCAUUUGUUUUUUUUUAUUACAGGUAAAGACUGUUAAAGUAAAUGAUGACCUGCUUGAGGACCAGUUUGAUGCAAGUGUCAAGAUGAGCACUUACCUUGUAGCUUUUGUGAUCUGUGACUUUAAAUCUGUCACUGCAACAACAUCCUCUGGGGUGCAGGUAUGUGGUCUGAGUUAUUAUUAUCUUUUGUUUUAGUCCUUAUUUUCUUAAAUCCGUUUCACUAGAAAUAUUUUUGGAAAGGUUUUCAUGUGUCUCUGUGAAUCUUAGGUGUCUGUCUAUGCUGCUCCUGAGAAAAUUGAACAAACGCACUAUGCUCUGGAGGUUGCUGUUAAAAUGCUCGACUUCUAUGAGGAGUAUUUCAACUCUAAUUAUCCUCUACCCAAACAAGGUACAUGUUGACACACAUUGCUGUCUCCAACCCUCUUAAGCACUCCUUGACCAUUUAUUUAUCUAUUUAUUUGCCUUCUCUCAGACCUGAUAGCCAUACCAGACUUUGAGUCAGGUGCAAUGGAGAACUGGGGUUUGACCACAUACAGAGAGACCAGCCUUCUUUUUGAUCCCCACACAUCCUCCAUUUCUGACAAACUCUGGGUUACUAUGGUGAUUGGCCAUGAGCUCGCCCAUCAGGUGAGAGUGGGAUUAAAUGUUUAUUUUUAGUUUCAGCAGUUCAUUUGUUCGAGGACGUCCCAGACAGAGUGAAGAAUUAAAAACUUGUCUCUCCUGCAGUGGUUUGGCAACUUGGUGACCAUGGAGUGGUGGAAUGAUAUCUGGCUGAAUGAAGGAUUUGCCAGAUACAUGGAGUACAUUUCAGUUGAGGCCACUUACCCAGACCUGAAAGUGGUAGGUGCUUUAUUUGAGAUGAGAAAUGACUGGGAGAAACAGGUUUUGGGAUUAAAUAAAGCCUUGGAGAGAGCACUGAUAACCCCAGUCUGUGUUUUUCCUUGCAGGAGGAAUAUUUAUUGCACACCUGCUUUGCAGCAGUUAGUCUUGAUUCAUUGAACUCGUCACGGCCAAUAUCGAGCCCAGCAGAGAACCCAACUCAGAUCAAAGAGAUGUUUGACACUGUCUCCUAUGACAAAGUAUGCAUUCAGUUCUGAAAAUGUUUUUUUUCCUCAGUCAAAGUAGCCAUUUGUUAUAAGUUUACAUCUUUAUAAUGACUGAUUUUAACAUACUCGAAAUAGCUAAAAAUCAGCCGCUAUUCACUAAGAGGUGCAAGUGAACUCAUUUCUACAGUAUGUUUAAGAAAGAAAAAUCUACUUUCGUAUUUAUAAAUAACAACAUUUGAAAUUCUCUGACAAAAUCUUGCAGCACAAUCUGUCAUGGUCUAUGUACUGAACACACUGUUUCUCUCUUCCUGUCCAGGGAGCAUGUGUUCUGCACAUGCUUCGACAUUUUCUGACAGAUGAAGUGUUCCAGAGCGGGAUAGUGCGAUACCUCCGCAAAUACAGCUACAAAAAUGCACACAACCAGGACCUGUGGGACAGUCUAGCCAAUGUAAAAACUCAAACUACGUCACUGCACAGGCCUUUGAUAUCUUGUUGUGUUUUUGACGUGUUUUCUCCCCUAGACAACAGUGAUUUUUUUAGUCUGGUGCACAAAUCAACAAGAAUGGAAAGUAUCUUGAAGCAUGUUUUUCUUCAAAGUGAACAUUUCUGUUGUUAUUAUCACUAUCAAAGGUUUGUCAUCAUGAGUCCAGUAAUGAUGUUGGUGUUAAUUUUGUUUUAACAAUAACAUCUCAUUGACGAAGAUUAAAGACAUCAAGGAUAUGAUGAAUUACUAGUGUUAGAUUUAUUCUCUUGAUGCACAAAAUUAAACUGAAACCAACAGCUGUUCGGAAUGAAGAAAAUCAUAGUCAGGAUGUCGGUUUGGCCCACGUGCCCUCAUGCACAGAGGCUAUCAUUCUCUAGCGAUAGGCUUAGUUACAGUUCAGGCCUGCAUCCCCUUUUCCACAUAUCACGCUUCAAUCUCUCCCAGUUUCCUGCUCUUCCCAUUGUCCUGUAUUCUUAGAAUUAAGACACAAAAGCCCAUAAAUCUGUCUUAAUAACAAAGGUAGAAAAUCACUGUAUUGUUAUUUUUUUUGAAUGCCUUUAUGUACGGUUGUCACGCUCAAUGUAAAGAAACAGUAGCCAUCAAAAUAAGUCUGUUCUUGCAAAAUAAGUUUCAUUAGUAAAAUCUUCUUUUCUCAGACUUGUUCAGAGGAGGACUUCAUCUCAGGAAAACACUGUUACAGCAGUAACCAGGCCUCCAAGAAUGCAGUGAGUAAACAACAAAUAUCCCCUUUUCUAGUGGUUCAUUUCACACCAUGUUCUUGACUAUGUUCUGACUUUGUGAUUUAGUAUAGUCUUGAGUUGAUCUCUGAUUCUCUUCCACAGUACCUGUUUGCAGGGGAACAUCUGGACCUGACAGCCAUCAUGAAUACGUGGACUCUGCAGAAAGGGAUCCCUCUUGUGUUAGUGCAGAGGAAAGGCUCUCGUCUUCUGCUCAGACAGGAGAGGUUUCUAAGGACUGUGCUGCCCUCUGACCCACUGUGGUCAGCAAUGCAGCAGGGGUGAGCAUGCGUAUUCCUACUGCAAUUUAAUUUAAAAUUAGUUGCCGGACAUUUUUUAUUUUUGUUUUUCAGAAGUUAAACUUACUUCUCCUCUAUAGCUUUCUUUGGCAUAUCCCUUUGACAUACAAGACAGGUGCCUCCAGCACCAUCCACAGACACCUGAUGACAACACAAAGAGGUAACAUUAAAGAGCUAAAUGCAACAUCAAUAGAAUUGAUAAGUAUCUUUUAUAUUAAUUUUAGUCACCUCGUAUUUUUUUGUGUAUCUCAUUUAGACAGUAUAGAUUUAGGGGAGGAAGUCAACUGGGUGAAAGUCAACAGUGACAUGACAGGAUAUUAUGUGGUUCAUUACGAGGAUGAUGGUUGGGAUGAGAUGACAAACCUGCUGAGGAAGAACCACACAGCGCUUAGCUACAAAGACAGGACUCAGCUGAUUCAUAAUGCUUUUCAGCUAGUGACGUAAGUAUAUCUGUGUGUGUUUUUUCUCUGUGUGAGAACAAGAAAGUAUCAUGCUUUUGUCAGUGUAUACACGAGGAGCGUAAAUGGCGAGGUAACUCUAAAUUACAUACCUGUUACAAAGCCUACAAUGAUGAUAAUGCCAUGUUACAGUGACUCUGCAAUAAUCCAAAAAUUGUAAGACAAUCAUGUAAUGGUUUAUCACAACAUCUGAUAAACUACAGAAUACAGAAUAAUCCUUUAGGUAAAAAGGAGGAUUAAUGUCAUGAGAACACUGUCAGGGAUCAUGUAGCAGUGAUGCAGUUAGAGUCCUAUUUUAUUUUUACGUUGAAAUGUCAAUAUUUGGUGUUAGCAGUGCAAUAGUUGUGUUACACAAGCCUGGUCUGUAGUAUAAAGAAAACUCAGAAAAGUGCCGUAUUGAUUUAUUUUCUAACUCCUUGUUUUCAUAACAGACAAAUCAAUACCAAACAAAUCAUAUCCAGAAAAAAAGCCUUGUUUCUCCUCUGAGAAUAUUGCGCUUUACCUUGCAAAUGUUUAUGUUUUCCUCUAAAGAGCAGGACUUUUGCCGCUGAAUAAAGCCUUAGACCUGAUUGGUUACCAGAAGUUGGAGACCCACACUGUCCCUCUGCUUGAAGGACUGGGCUAUCUGGAAGUAUUUUACCGAAUGGUUGAGAAAAUGGACGAGAUUGAUCUAACAAGGAACAUGAGGGUGAGAAGAUAUGAGAAAACCAUUAGACUAAUAUAUACACAUGGUUAAGUCAAGCCAGCAUAAGUUCAUGUGAGGUGCUGUUUGCUUUAUUGCAGAUGUACAUCCUGCAAUUUUUCCGUGAUGUCAUUGACCAGCAGACAUGGAGCGACAGCGGCUCUGUGUCUGAGCGACGGCUGAGGUCAGAGGUCUUGUCGCUGGCCUGCCACCUUGAUGACCCUCCCUGUGUGGACCGAGCACGUCAGAGCUUCAAUGACUGGCUUCAGUCCAGUGGUAAACUCAAGUAUGUCACUCUAGAGUCUGUUUAACCACAUAUCAUCUUCAGUCAGCAACUGCUGAUAUGAUUCACAGAAACAGCAGCUAUUCCCUGUACCAGACUGGACCAUAAAAUUAGAUAUUUCAUCACAUCUCUGCUUGUGUUUACCUCAGCCUGCCCACUGAUGUGGCAAAGACAGUGUAUUCAGUAGGAGCACAGGAUGACCACGGCUGGGCCUCACUCCUACACACAUACAACAUCUCCCUGUCUGCAGCUCAGAAAAGCAAGGUUCUGUCUGCUUUGACCCGCAGCAAAGACACAAACAAACUUCACAGGUACAUCUUCUCCACUUUAUGUUUUCACACAGGUAAUACUGCCACUGUGUGGUAAACAUGUGUACUGCUACCAACAGAUACUUAAGGAUAUGUACUUUGGACAUGUCAGAAAGUUUUGGGUGAAGGCAUUGAUACCAAUGGCAGAUUAUUUGGUAUUUGAAAGUCUGGCUAGUUCUUACAGUGUUUGUGUUGCAGACUGCUGGAGAUGGGUCUGGAGGGGAAAGUGAUUCGAUCGCAGGACCUGUCCCAUCUCAUUCUAAUGGUGGCCAGGAACCCGCGGGGACACCACCUCGCCUGGAACUUUGUCAAGAAGAACUGGCACACACUGGUUCAAAAGUAAGUACAACAUAUAAGAAACAAUGUGAACAAGAGGGCUCUCGCAGCUGCUUAGCAGCUACGCUCGGGCCCUAAUGAUGAAACACAAGUCGAACCAUGAGCCAUAGUCCUGAGUGACUCUUGAAACAUUUAUAGCCGUACAAGAUAUCUGAGGAAGUAUAUGUUUGCUCACUACAAGCUUUUCCUCUGAGUCCAGAAGGGCUUUGUGUAAACCAGGAAGUUCUGUGUCGGAAGAGGCUCUAGUAACAAGUGAAACAGGUUUUUGGUUUGAUGAAGACCUGAUUAUAUUGUACUUCAGCCAACACUCUGUGCAGUUGGUUGUGCAACAAUAAAAUGAAAUAAUACUUUGUGCCAAAGUCCUCUUUCCUGUAUGUGUGCUCUGCAGGUUCCAGUUGGGCUCAUCUUUUAUCAGAAACAUCCUCAUUGGCACAACAGGCCAGUUCUCAUCUCCUGAAGAUCUUGCUGAUGUAAAUAUGCUCUUAUGAAUGUAUACAGAAAGAGACUGGCAUGUUUCAAUAAUAAGAUUUUAGAAUUUUCUGUGAUUUUUUUUAUUUUAACAUUUGUUGGUGUUUUUUUUGCGUUGUUUUUUUACUUUUAUGUGUCUUUGACUCUCAGGUGCAGCUGUUUUUUGAGUCCGUCAAGGAGCAGGUGUCUCAGCUCAGAGCGACCGAGAUUGCCCUGGACAAUGUGCAGAAAAAUGUCCGCUGGGUUCAGAGGAACCUGGAGACUCUCAGACUUUGGGUGAAUGAGCAGAUGGAGUGAAGGACAGCGGAAACAGAGGAGGUGUUUUAUAGGGCAGUCUACUCAAACCACCUCUCUGCAACUCCAGAGUGGUACUGAUGUCUAUUUUUUAAAUAAAUGAAAGAAACAUUUCUCUAAACAUCUUCAACAGUGAUGCAUUGUGAUCAUAAUGUCCUUAAAAAACAUUGACUCCAUAUACUGUACAGCGGUUGGAUAAGUUUGUACAUUUUUGAGGAUUUUAAAAUGUACUGUUCCAAUUAUACAAUUGAGGAGUUGGCAAUUUGUGUACAAGAAGCAUCAUUAUAUUUGUAGGGGACUUAUUUGUGAGACAAGAGAUAAUUUUAAAUGGUAGAGCAGGCAGCUGAGUGUGAAAAUGUGUGGGGAUUUUUUUUAUAUUGUUCAAAAUUUUGUUAAAACUUGUGCUUUGGGAUUGCUAUUUUUUAAUACAGAUCAACUUGAACUGUAAUUUUUUGCAGAACUGUUUAUAUGAAACUUCUGCCCAGAACACCAUUCAAUUAAAUCGCUUUGGUAAAAAGAUCCAUUCCCAAGAGAUGCAGAUUUUUUGUAAAAUGGAUAAUAAAACUGACCAAUAAAGGAAAACACUGGGCAUUGUGGCACCUA